Molecule: messenger RNA, 1622 nt
Organism: Gilbertella persicaria
Lineage: Eukaryota; Fungi; Mucoromycota; Mucoromycetes; Mucorales; Choanephoraceae
Product: S-adenosyl-L-methionine-dependent methyltransferase
Exons: 3
Coding region: 472-1467 (331 amino acids)
Molecular function (GO): tRNA (cytidine-N3)-methyltransferase activity
Source: RefSeq, a predicted model, not a curated record
GAGAAAUUAGGACAGCAAAAAGAGAUAUCGAAAUAUGAUUUAUCAUUUUGCCUGUAGCAUUUGAAGACUAUUCAAAGUAUUAGAAGCCAUCGGUCAUGUUUGCUUGUAAAAACUGAAGAGAUGGUUUUUCUCCUUUUUUCCUGAAAGAACAAGCUGCCAAAAUCAAAAUCCAGAAUGCUUCAUUAUAGUCUAAUUCUCCAACAGUUCAACAAAGACGAUCAUUUGGUAUAUCUGGGACAGCUUUUUAUCUUUUUUGAGAUGUGUUUUAAUUUUCAAUUUGCUUCUGUUCUCGAUGAUAAGUGAAAGCAGCGUUUACAUGGUUUGAUCCUGAUCUUUGCUUAUUGCUUUGACUUGAAAGACUGACUGUUAUUAAAGGGAUGCAGGAAGCAUUGAUCUCAACUCAAAAGCCACAGGGACUGCCUUUAUCCUUUUAAAAUCAAAAUGCAUUUCCUCCUAUAGUUUUCUUUAUACAUGACUGAACAUACUGACAAAGAACAAGAAACACCUGUAGCAACAUUGGUGUCAGACAAUCUAGAAGCAGGAAAAAAAAGAACGUCAUCUGCUCUUGAAGAAGGAAGCCAGGAGGAAUCCAAGUUCGGUUCUCGAUUGCUAGUUGAUGAAAACGACGUCUUUGCUCAUAAUGCUUGGGAUCAUGUUGAUUGGGAUUCAGAUCAAGAGGAGAUUGCAAAGGAAAAAGUAGCACUUCAACUUGAACAUCCUGUACCUGAACAAGAGCAAGCUCAAUACUAUUCGGAUCCUGCAGAAUAUUGGAACAAGUUUUAUCAAAAGAAUGAAAAUCGAUUCUUUAAGGAUCGUCACUGGCUCAAGAUUGAGUUUCCUGAACUGUUUGAGACAAGUCAAGAAGGUGCAGGCAAAAAGCGUGUAUUUGAGAUUGGCUGUGGUGCAGGAAAUACCAUGUAUCCUUUACUAGAAGCAAGCAAAAAUCCUGAACUAUUUGUCUAUGCAGCAGACUACUCAAAGACAGCUGUGGAUGUAGUAUUAGGCAACAAGGACUAUGAUCCUUCACGAUCGUGUGCUUUUGUGUGGGAUCUCACCAGUCCUAAUAUCCCUGAGCAGAUUGAACCUGAAUCACUCGACAUGAUUGUGUUGAUCUUUGUCUUGUCUGCUUUAGCACCCGAACAAUGGAAUCAAGCCAUCAAGAAUAUCUAUAAAAUGUUGAGGCCUGGAGGACGCGUCUUGUUCCGUGAUUAUGGUCGUUAUGAUUUAGCACAACUUCGGUUUAAAAAGAACCGUUUACUAAAAGAGAAUUUCUAUAUUCGUGGUGAUGGUACUCGAGUCUACUUCUUUACUCCAGAAGAAAUUGCUGGUUUAUUCCAACAAGACAAGGAAGGAAAGGCACUGUUUUCAAUUGAGCAAAAUGCUGUAGAUCGUAGAUUGAUUGUCAAUCGUCAACGUAAACUAAAAAUGUAUCGCGUUUGGUUACAAGGCAAAUUCAAGAAACUGUAGAUACUUGUAUUUAUUUGACAAUCUGUGGUGUGGCUGACUGUAUUUGACAAUAUAUUAAAGGUGUGUACAAAAAGGUUAAUUACAUAAAAGAAAGUUUAAGUCAAUUUGGUUGCAUCUAAGCCCCAGUAUUCCUCUAAGUGAUCCAGGAUGGCUGG